ACCCGCAAACACCAGCUAGUUGUUAUCGUGGCGGAUGUUACGUAUAUCUGGCUGCCAAGUGUGAUUCUGUAGUGCGUACGAAUGGUCAACAGCCUCAGUCGACCACUCGGCGUCCGAAGCGUUUGUUUUGUUUUCGGCUGACGAUGCGCUGAGUGCCGAGAAACGCAGCGGCCGAAACCGAGAGAGACCCCGCUUUCGUGCCAGAGGGAAUGGAGGCCGCUGGCUUGCUUUGCUGAGUGAGCCCGCUGCACUCGAAUACAAAGACAGACACACACAUACACACACACACACACACGAACUUAUUCUCGAGGCGCAGUGUGGUGUGCACGGCCCACCUGGUUCGUGAGUGCGGUUCGUCGCGAGUGCCUGCCGUCGCGGCCGUAUGUCCGCCACCGAAUGAGGUGACUUGGGCCUGACUAGGACUGUUCCGCAUCCACAUCAGCAGCACGAUGGCGUUCAGCGAGAAAGUAGACCCGGAGCUGAUCUUCACGAAGCAAGAGAGGAUCGGCAAGGGUUCCUUCGGUGAGGUCUUCAAGGGCAUGGACAAGAGGACCCAACAGGUGGUGGCGAUCAAAAUAAUCGACUUGGAGGAAGCGGAGGAUGAGAUCGAGGACAUCCAGCAGGAGAUCAUGGUGCUAAGUCAGUGCGACUCGCCGUACGUGACCAAGUACUUUGGUUCAUACCUCAAGGGCACCAAGCUAUGGAUCAUAAUGGAGUACUUGGGAGGAGGCUCAGCUCUGGAUCUCAUGAAGGCCGGUAGUUUCGAGGAGAUGCACAUUGCUGUGAUUCUGAGAGAGGUUCUGAAAGGCUUAGAUUACUUGCACAGCGAAAGGAAACUCCACAGGGACAUUAAAGCCGCCAACGUGCUGUUGUCCGAGAUGGGAGAUGUCAAACUGGCCGACUUUGGUGUGGCUGGCCAGCUGACCAACACAACUAGCAAGCGGAACACUUUCGUGGGCACGCCGUUCUGGAUGGCGCCGGAGGUGAUCAAGCAGUCGGCCUACGAUUCAAAGGCAGACAUCUGGUCGCUUGGCAUCACGGCCAUCGAGCUGGCCAAAGGCGAGCCGCCCAACUCGGAGUUGCAUCCAAUGCGAGUCCUCUUCCUCAUUCCAAAAAACAACCCGCCCCAGCUGACUGGCUCAUACAGCAAGCACUUCAAAGACUUUGUUGAGGCCUGUCUCAACAAGGACCCAGACAAUAGACCCACGGCCAAGGAUUUGCUGCGGUUUCCGUUUAUUAGAAAAGCCAAGAAAAACUCUUACUUAGUAGACCUGAUAGACAGAUACAAGAAGUGGAGGACGCAGCGCAGUGAGGAGAGUGAAACUGAAUCGGAGAACUCCGACUCCGAGGAGUCAAAGGGAGGAAGUGAUUUAGACGAGCCUUGGAUAAUGACUGUCAAGGGUGUCCCAGGACACGCAAGUAAGCUUUCAGCGUCACAAGAGAACAGAAACAAGAAUCAAGGGCAGCUGCAGGCACAGUUGAACAACUCUGGUAGUGUCAACAAUCAUCAGCAAAAUGGUAGUAACAAGGAGCAUAGAAAUAGUGAUAAACAGAAACCCGUGGUGGUAUCUUCAGCGCCAGCACACCAUGCCCCUGCGGCUGCUGCUGAAAAUAUCAUAUCAGCGCCUGCAGCGUCGAGCAAGCAGAAGCCGAGAAAUCACAUAGCUGAGCCAACGAAAAAUAGUAGCGAAUCAAAGGCGAGGCUUUCUGCCAAGACUUCAUAUCUAAAUGACGUUAUUUGCCCAAUUAUAAAUGAGCUUCAUAAAAAACAAGGCAUUCCUGCAGAAGAGGUCAAGGGAGCGUUUGAAUUGGCGGAGAGUACAAGCCCGGGCAUUAGCGACAUUUUCGUCCACGCCAUUGUACAAAAGCUGUUGCCAUCGAUAUCGGAAUCGAGAAUUCGAAAUGCCAUCGAUAAAAAUAUUUAGGCUAUGGCAUCACGUUGCAUUAAACAGUUUUAUAUAAACUAAAUUAUAAAAAAAAAUCAGAAUAAUAUAUAUCUAUCAUUACUUUCUUCUGCUAAGAAAGCAAGUUGUAUAAUUUGUGUGCAAACAUUUUGUUACUCUUGUUUCAAAUCAUUAAAAUAACUAAAUUGAA
This is a messenger RNA of Cloeon dipterum, 2094 nucleotides long. RefSeq names its product Germinal centre kinase III (gene GckIII). Gene Ontology annotation, biological process: protein phosphorylation. Gene Ontology annotation, molecular function: protein serine/threonine kinase activity; ATP binding. The record is from RefSeq and is a predicted model, not a curated record. Lineage: Eukaryota; Metazoa; Arthropoda; Insecta; Ephemeroptera; Baetidae. The coding region runs from base 450 to 1925 and encodes 491 amino acids. Gene Ontology annotation, cellular component: cytoplasm. The transcript has 9 exons.